Molecule: messenger RNA, 3687 nt
Organism: Puccinia triticina
Lineage: Eukaryota; Fungi; Basidiomycota; Pucciniomycetes; Pucciniales; Pucciniaceae
Exons: 16
Coding region: 1-3687 (1228 amino acids)
Biological process (GO): chromosome organization
Cellular component (GO): chromosome
Molecular function (GO): protein binding; ATP hydrolysis activity; ATP binding
Source: RefSeq, a predicted model, not a curated record
AUGCACAUUGUGGAACUCAUCCUAGACGGUUUCAAGUAUGUGGAGCCCAUUUUUCCCAUGAUUCAUCCAAGUACACCAUCUUCAGCUGAUCACGAAUUGUCACCUGCUAUGGGAAGGUCGUACCCGGUGCGAACUACCAUCAGUGGAUUCGACCCAUCUUUUAAUGCGGUCACCGGCUUGAACGGGUCUGGAAAAUCGAACAUCUUGGACGCGAUUUGCUUUGUGCUAGGCAUCACGAAUUUGUCUGCGGUAAGAGCCAACAACCUUCAGGACUUGAUUUACAAACGAGGCCAGGCAGGCGUGACGAAGGCCAGUGUGACUGUGGUGUUUGACAAUCGAGAUAAAACGAAGUCGCCACUCGGAUUUGAGCAGUAUGCUGAAGUGACGGUCACGCGACAGAUAUUGAUGGGUGGAGCAACAAAGUAUCUUAUCAAUGGUCAUCGAUCAACCCAGAACUCAGUACAAAAUCUAUUUCAAUCCGUACAACUCAACAUCAAUAACCCCAAUUUUCUGAUCAUGCAAGGAAAAAUAACGAAAGUACUCAACAUGAAGCCGCAGGAAAUCUUAGGGAUGAUCGAAGAAGCUGCUGGGACUAGUAUGUUUGAAGAGCGGAAAGAGAAAGCCGUCAAGACCAUGGCGAAAAAAGACAAAAAAAUGGAGGAGAUUCAGGACCUGCUACGCGAGGAAAUUGAACCCAAGCUAAAUCGAUUGAGGGAGGAAAAGCGAACAUACCUUGCUUACCAGCAAAACGAAGCCCAACUUGAAAUCCUGACGAGGUUGUGUUUGGCCUGGGAUCACUUUCAAGCCAACCGGAAGCUACAAGACAUUAUGUCUCAGAUCGAAGCGAAAAACCAAGAAAUCCACGAGGUUGAAGCAAACCAAGAUCGAUUGAACAAAGAAAUCCGUACAAUUGACGAAGAAUCUGUUCGGAUCAAUCGGAAGAUGGAACAAGAGUCCAAAAAAGGUGGCAAAGUUGAGAAGCUCGAAAAAACGCUCACUGGACUUUCGACUGAUGUUGCACGGUUGAAUACUCAAGUCGAGCUUAGUCAGAAGACUUGGUCAGAGGAACAAACCAAAGUGAAGGAGUUGAUCAAGGCGGAAAAUGAUCUCUCAGCCGUUCUAGAGGCCAAAAAGGCCCAGGCUUCCGAUUUGAACAGCCAAUUUUCUCAAUUGAAGGCAGAAUUCGACAACUCGACGCUUGAGCUAAAGAAGGAUGAAGAGCUGCUACAAACUCUAGUGACCGGAUUGACGAAUGAUGACUCCGAGGGGGCCAAUGCAGGCGGCUACAUGGGCCAACUAGCGAACGCGAAACAGCAGGUAGCCGAUCUCGCAUCCGAAGCUGAGCAAGCUCGUGUCAAGAUUGGUCACUUAACAAAAGAACUCAAGGAGAAGGAACCAAAAGCCAAGAAACUCGAGAAGGAAGGUGGAGGCGCCGCUUUUGAGUUGCAGAAAGCCCAGGCGGAAAAGAAACAGUUGGAGCAGGCGCUUGAAAAAAUUGAUUGGGAUGAAAGUGCUGAAGCUACUCUUCGGCAACGGCGCGACGUAGAAUCUGAAAGCGUAUCGAAGCUUACGGCCGAUGUCAAUCACAUCAAGAGUCGGCUGAGCCAGUUAGAUUUCACUUACACAGACCCUGUGAGAAAUUUCGAUCACUCGAAAGUCAAAGGACUCGUCGCCCAAUUAAUCACCCUCGAUCCAUCCAGCCUGAACCAAGUCACAGCUCUAGAAGUCUGCGCUGGUGGUCGACUGUACAAUGUCGUAGUUGAAGAUAAUGUUACCGCCUCGCAACUACUGGAUAAUGGUCGGUUGACACGUAAAGUAACGAUGAUUCCGCUUAAUCAGAUACGCGCCUUCGUUGCUUCCGCUGGCCAAUUAACCUCGGCAUCCAAGAUUUCUAACAAUUCCGCCAAGCUAGCGCUUCAAUUAAUCGGGUAUGAUGCUGAUGUGUCGAAAGCCAUGGAGUUUGUAUUUGGUAAUACUCUCAUCUGUCCUGAUGCCCAGACCGCUAAACAAGUUACUUUCGAUCAGAAUGUACGCAUGAAAAGUGUGACUUUCGAUGGGGACAUUUACGAUCCCGCUGGGACUUUAUCGGGCGGCUCUAAACCCUCCACAUCAGGAAUUUUGAUCAAAGUCCAAGAGCUGAAGAAGGUCGAAAAUCUUUUACGACAGCACCAAUCAAACCUACAACAGAUCGAAGAAGAAUGGCAGGCGGCAAAAUCUCAGAUUGUCAACUUUAACCAGGCGAAAAAAGAUCUAGACCUCAAGUCACAUGAAGUCAGCUUGCUGGAAGAGAGAGUGAAAGAAAGUAACACAACUCGGAUUAUUUCAGAAGUAGCUACGAUCAAGAAUACAUUAGCGGAAUUGAACAACUUGAUUGCGAGUUCCAAGCAAAAACAAAAUGCUGCCGAAGCUGAAUGUAAGCGUUUACAAAAAGAGAUGGACGAUUUCAAAAACAACAAAGAUUCCAAGCUGAAACAGAUCAAGGCCGACAUUACUCAAAAAAAGUCCAACAUGAGCAAAACUUCAAGUACGGUCAAAGCUAUGCAGAGAGAGGUUCAAGGAGUCGACAUGGAAAUCGAACAAUUGGUCAGUGAUGUUUCUUCCGCAAAGAAAGAAGUGGAAGAGGCGGCCGAGGCAGUCGAAGCUGCCAAAUUGGAGCAUGAAGGCUUGAAAGCCAAGCUGAAAAAAGCUCAAGAAGAGCAUGCUCAAGCUGACUUGGAAUACAGGCAAGAAACGAAACGACUGGAUGGAUUUCGACGGGAAUUGGCUGAUAUGGAAAAGGCUAAGCAGGCUAAAUUGGAAGCUAUCGGCGAAGUCGAUUCGACGGUUUCGACUCUGCGACAUAAAAUCGACUCUUUCUCGCGUGAACGUAAGAGUGCACAUGAUGCUAUAGAGCGAAUAGAAAAUACCUACGAAUGGGUCGCUGGGGCCAAAAAGUUGUUCGGUCAACCUGGAACUGAAUUCGAUUUUUCUGCACACCGGAUGAAGGAUAAAAGGUCGGAGUUGGACAGGUUAGAAGCCGAUCAACACAAGAUGCGCAAGAAAGUGAACCCCAAAGUUCUGCAUAUGAUUGACAGCGUCGAAAAACGAGAGAAAGAGCUCACGGCAAAACAUUCAACAGUCAUUAAGGAUAAAGGGAAAAUUGAAGAAACCAUUGCCCGAUUAGAUGAAUAUAAGCUUGAAGCACUCACAAAGGCAUGGGUUACGGUCAAUGGAGAAUUCGGACACAUUUUCGAUACCCUUUUACCUGGAAAUUGGUGUGAACUGCAACCAGCCGAGGGUAUGACGCUUUCCCAAGGAUUAGAAGUUCGUGUCCGACUGGGCUCUACAUGGAAAUCGAGUUUAACGGAGCUGAGUGGUGGUCAAAGAUCCUUGAUUGCAUUGUCCUUGAUCAUGAGCCUUUUGAAAACCCAUCCGUCUCCGAUAUAUGUCCUUGACGAGGUGGACGCCGCGCUGGAUCUACAACAUACACAAAAUUUAGGCUUGCUGUUUAAACAUCGCUUUAAAGGUAGUCAAUUCAUUGUAGUCUCGCUCAAAGAAGGCCUCUUUACCAAUGCGAACGUCUUGUUCCGGACCCGAUUUAGGGAUGGGACAUCGGUCGUUGAACGGACUGUUUCCAGGUCGACGUCGAAUCUCUAUAACGAUGAUCGAGCAAACUCGUCAAGUCGCACGAACAAAAACAAUCGUUGA